Messenger RNA from Durusdinium trenchii, 1257 nucleotides. The record is from the annotation of a GenBank genome assembly. Lineage: Eukaryota; Dinophyceae; Suessiales; Symbiodiniaceae.
AUGAACCACCUGGCCUUCUAUGACUUUCGCUUGCCAGGGUGCAGCAUGAACUUUACUCGGCUGGCUCUGGCUGCUACAAUGUUGACUUCCAAGAAGCACCAUGACAACAUCAGCAAGCUCAUUUACAAGUCUGACCUGGACAAGUUGAAAGGGAAAGAGAAAACCAAGCUCCUUGAGCAGAUCUUGAGGGGUGGAUGGACACAAGCCAAAGAUGUUGUUGACAAAAGCCAUGCCUACAGUUGCUUUGGGAGGCUGUGUGUGAGGCUUGUUCUGUUUCUGGUCCAGAAGGAGAAGCAUUCAAGGGACGAGCCCUAUGCUUCCAGUGAAGACAUUGUAGAGAAGUUCAGUCAGGAGCUCAAGGGCACUUUGGAGCAUGCUUCUGGCAGUGCAAGAAUGACAGUGGCACCUUCAGCCAGGAACCUCCUGGAAGCAAGUGCCACAGAACUAGCCUUCCUGCAGAACGCACACAUCAAACUGAACAGCAAGCACUUUGGAAGGUAUCUUCACAAGGAUCAUGGUGAGAAGAUCUUUGAGCUCACAGAAGUUACAGAGAGCAGUGCCAGCUUCUUGCAACAGCACUUGUUGCCCUUUCUUUUGGAUCAGGACAGCCGACAACGAGGAGAAGGUGAGCAAGAGCAUUGUGCCUUUGGAUUACAAAGGCCGGAAGAUCCCAGUCCGACAAAACUCAGAAGCCAUUCCCUCAAGCCAGAGAGCUCCAUGGUGAAGGAACCCGCUUUGAAAAAGCAGAAGGCUUUCCAAGGUCUCAAGGUAGACAAAGACAUGGCUUCCCCUCCACCACCAUGGAGGACAGAAAGGCCUCUCAAGCGUCCUAGGGCUGCUCCCAUGGCACAGAUGACAGAAGAAGAGAAGCUGAAUAUGGAGACUUUGAGGUACUACUUGGAGAAGGACUCUUCCAAUGAUAGCGCUAGCACUGGUGAGCUUGUGGCUGAAGCUUCUGUACCAAGCCAGGAUGUGCUUUGCCUGUGCAUGGAGUUGAAUCAGUUUGAUGUUGUUUCUUGUCAAGUGUUUGUUUGUGUUGACAUUUCUCUAGCUGUUGCAUUUGUGCUCACUGCUGAGGAGCCUUCUGGGAAGAAACCUCCUUCAGCUCCUUCCAACAAGAAUGUCAAGCAGGCCUUUGUUCCAGAGAAGGCUGCAGCUAUGAUGGCUCCUUCUGCAAUGAACUCCAUUGACCACAAGGCAGCUUUGGAUGCUCACAAGUUCUGGACCUUCCACUUCUUGGAGCAAUGGAGGACAUGA